Aspergillus pseudonomiae is the source of this 1509-nucleotide messenger RNA. Its product is annotated as sterol desaturase family protein. Lineage: Eukaryota; Fungi; Ascomycota; Eurotiomycetes; Eurotiales; Aspergillaceae. Gene Ontology annotation, biological process: ergosterol biosynthetic process. Gene Ontology annotation, molecular function: C-4 methylsterol oxidase activity; iron ion binding. The transcript has a single exon. Bases 106 to 843 code for a protein of 245 amino acids. The record is from RefSeq and is a predicted model, not a curated record.
ACCACCAAUGCCACUUUUAUAAAGCCCAAGAACCAUGCUGUAUACCAAAAAACCACCCUCUACUAUCCGCCUAAUUCGAUCUAUCACAAAACGGCCCAACCCACCAUGCCAAACCUAGAACUCCUCUGGGCCACCGUCGUGGCAACCUACAAGCCCUCAACGAUAGAAUUCACAGGGACGCUGCUCAUCCAAAUCCUCACCUUCUGGCUUCCCUCCCUAGUCUACCUGGCCCUGCCCGCCCUCUUCCCCAACUGGUCAGAACGCCACAAGAUCCAACCGGCCCCAAAACAACCCACGAAGAAAGAAAUCCUCUACUGCUUCAAGAUCGUCCUCCGCAACCAACUCCUAACCACAACCCUCCUCCUCGUCCAACUCAAGCUCAGCAAAAGCUCCUCCUACACCAUCACGCCCACCUUCCCCUCCCUCCCUAUUCUGGCCCGCGACUUCAUCCUCAGCCUCCUCGCCCGCGAAGCCCUCUUCUACUACGCCCACCGCUUCCUCCACCGGCCCUUCUUCUACGUCCGCAUCCACAAACAGCACCACAAGUUCACCGCCCCCAUCGCCCUCGCCGCCCAGUUCGCUCACCCCCUCGAACAGAUCUUCGCCAACGCCCUGCCCAUCUCCCUGCCGCCGCAGCUGCUGCGCAGUCAUGUGUUGACCUUCUGGGUAUUCUUGGCGUAUGAGUUGUUUGUGACCGCCACUGUGCAUAGCGGGUUUGAUUUCUUCCACGGCAAGGCGAGAAUGCAUGAUUUGCAUCAUGAGAAGUUUAACUUGAAUUACGGGAGUUUGGGGUUGUUGGAUUGGGUGCAUGGCACGAAUCGGUUGGAGAAGAAGAAGGAUUGAUUAAUUCAUUUAUGUAUUCAUUGUCAGUGAUUGAGAUGGGGGAAGGUUGGGGGUUGUAUUAUGUACAUGUGUGGGUUGUGUGGUUUGGUUUUAUAGAUAUCUAUGUAUAUUUCGACUGUUUGUGCGGGUAUGUAUAUCGUGGAUGAUCGAGGUGAACCAUAUUUGUAUCGAGGAAGUGAUGAUGCUAUUCAUGAAAUCCCUGUGUGACGAGGAUAUAGCACUAGCAUGUUGGUGGCCGUUGAGCUUGAUAUGCAGAUUUGUUUGUGUCUUUUGGUACGUCGAGAAUGAUAUAUCAGCGCAAUCUGGAGAGCGAAGGGUUUCGACAUGAAUACGGCUGGGGAUAGAGCAUAUAUAGAAAGUCGUAGAGAAAAUGAAGACUGAAAAUAAAUAAAAUAAAUAUCGCAAACGCUUAAGCAUUCGGGUUUUGGAAGAACAUUGUAUAGAAAAAAGUAGUAUAAUAGAUAUCAAGACGAAAAAGAUCAUCCGGGCGGAGACUCGAGCUGGUUCUCAGCAUAUAUAGAGGUUCUAUCGCGUAUCUGAAUCGAGUUAUAAGAAUGAGUCUUCUCUGCUGUUGGGGAGAAGGCCUGGAAGUAGUGUUAGAUUAUUGAGUGUUAAAGUAAAAAGAGGAAUGAAUAUAAAUACUAUUAUGGAUAACAAAAGGAUUGC